AUGUGUGGAGACAGAGCUGCAGAAUCCCGAAUCCAGCAGAUGGCACGUCCAUGUCCUGGUUUUCUGUUGGUCUGUGGGAGUUCGUGCAACAUGCAGCUCGAGCCGUUGACUCGCACUGCUGCAGUGGAGGAGUAAAUGCGGAGCCAGUCACUGCUUCAGGUGAUACACAGCAGCCCAGCCCGGCAGACUACUCCCUCCUCAGCCUUCCCUCUCCUCCUCCUCCUUCUCCUCCUCUUCCUCCUCCUCUUCUUCCUUCACCUCCUCCUCCCCUCCUCCUCCUCUUCCUUCUCCUCUGCCAGUGAUCCAUUCUGCUGAAGGCUUUGAAAAAAGAGGAAAAAAAGCAGAGGAGAAAUCCUGCUUGGCGCCUCCAUUCUCUGAUGUGAAACCCCUCUCCAUGACUGUCCACUGCUCCCCUGUCAUCAUGUGAAGACGCACCGCGUAUGUGCUCCAAUGUCGCUGCAGCAUAGACUCGCUGCAAGACCAGAAGUUUUCACCUUGGUCCUCCUCUCAAAAGUUCAAUGAAGGCAGAAAACUCCCCCCACCCAGGAACAUGAAGGGCUUGUCAGGCAGCCGUUCCCACCACCAAAUCCCUUUACCCCAUGGCAUGGACUAUGACCCCCAUGUCCGUGAGCUCCGUCCUCGCCAUAGUUCUGACUCCCGACAUCCCUACCUGCUCAGCCCCACAGAGAGCUGCCCCAUGGACUUCCACCAUCGCUACUCACCACGGAGCUCCAUCCACUCGGACUGCAUGGUGAUGUCUCCUGUCCUGAUGCCCCCGGCUCCUGUCUCUGACCGCAUCUCCAGCAGCACCUUCCCCAGAAUGCACUACAGCUCUCAGUUUUACGAUUCUGCCACAAGGGAAGACUGCGCUGCUAUCACAGCCUCCGCCACAUCCCCAGCCGUCACUGCUGCUGCAGCUGCCGCGGCUGUGUCCUCCCACCAUGCUGGCACCAAGAGCAACCGCCUGCCUGCUAACCUUCUAGACCAGUUUGAAAAACAACUACCGCUACACCGCGAUGGCUUCCAUACCUUACAGUACCAGCGCACCUCCGCUACUGACCAACGCAGUGAGAGUCCCGGCCGCAUCCGACACCUUGUUCAUUCUGUCCAGAAACUCUUCACCAAGUCUCACUCACUGGAGGGCUCAUCGAAAAUGAAUGGCACAAAGGGUGACAUUGUAGGAGGAGGAGCAGAUUACCAUCAUCAUGGCCACCAUUCCAGCAAACACGGCAGCAAAAGGAGUAAAAGCAAAGAACGGAAACACCGCCCUGGUGGCUGGUGGAGCUCUGACGACAACCUCGACAGCGAUAGCACCUACCGUACACCCAGUGUUAUGUCACGGCAUCACGGAGAGCAUGUAAGCCAUUUUUAUCCAGAUUCCAUGCACAGCCACCAUUUUGGAGACCUGUCACUCAAGCCCUCUAAGAGUAACAACGAUGUCAAGUGCUCCGCUUGCGAAAACAUUGCCAUGGUCCCUGAAGGAAAAUUCAUGAAGAGGAGCUCCUGGUCUACGCUGACUGUCAGUCAGGCCAAGGAGGCCUAUCGGAAAUCUUCACUAAAUUUAGACAAACCGAUGAUGCACACAGACCUCAAGUCUUCACGGACUUGUCACUACUUACAGGUGCCCCAGGAUGAAUGGAGUGGAUACCCAUGUGAGAAGGAUGAGGAGAUCCCAUGCCGGCGAAUGCGCAGUAGCAGCUAUGUAAAAGCGAUGGGAGAGGUGGACGACGAAAGCGGCGACUCUGACACCAGCCAAAAGACCUCCCCACAGAAGGCCAUUCGGCCAGAUGCCCUCGUCCUCAAAUCAGCCAUGCAGAGAGCACACAUAGACUCACACAGCCAGGGCUACCACUUGCAAACCAAAAGAGAUAUGCGGGUUCACCCUAACGUCACCUUGGACCCAGCCACCACUGUCCAUCCGCCACCCUUCCGCUCUCGCAACCAGAGCUACAUGCGUGCUGUCAGCACCCUCAGUCAGGCUAGCUGCCUCAGUCAGGUGAGUGAGACUGAGAUCAAUGGCCAGUUUGAGUCAGUUUGCGAGUCCGUUUUUAGUGAAGUAGAAUCCCAGGCCAUGGAGGCCUUGGACCUGCCGGGUUCAUUCCGCACUCGAAGCCACAGUUACCUCCGUGCAAUUCAGGCUGGUUAUUCCCAAGAUGACGACUGCUUGCCUUCAAUGACAUCCUCCACUGUCACUUCAACCCUCAGAUCCACAACAGGGAUUCAAUUUCGUCUCCCUACUUCCUGCAGUGUGGAUCGUGCUCAGCCUCCACCAGCGGUGUCAUAUACCCCCAGUUACAAGAAGACUCCACCUCCUGUGCCCCCGCGCACCACCACCAAGCCUCUUAUCUCUGUGACAGCCCAGAGCAGCACAGAGUCCACCCAAGAUGCCUACCAGGAGGGCAGGCAUAUACGAGGUGGACUGUGGACCACGGAUAGCCUUGGGCGUCCCAUCUACAGCUCCACAGACAGCCUGGACAGCACCAAGGCGGUUACCAUGGUCAUGGAGUCAGCAGCAAGCAAGAGGCAUGCAUCUUUGGGCAGCCACACCUCAGUGCAGACAUGUGACAAAGCAGUACUGGUGUCCAAGGCUGAGGAGUACCUCAAAACCCCACGUUCCUCCAUUGGGAUUCAGGUGGAAACUGUGACGGACUCCGAGACUGAAAGCAAAGGCCUUCCUCAGUUCCAUUCAAUAGGGAUCCAGGUGGAGGAUCAAAAACGGCAUGGAAGGUUCAAACGCUCCAACAGUGUGACCACUGCAGUGCAAGCAGACAUGGAGUUAGAGGGCUUUCCUUCCAUGCAGGACAAGAGCCUGCAAUUUGGUGGGGCCUUUGGCCGCCACUCUGAGCCCAGCACACCCACACAGUAUGGGGCCAUCCGCACUGUGCGCACCCAGGGUCUGUUCAGUUACCGGGAAGACUACCGGCCUUCCAGCGGGCCUCCCAGUCCUCAGCCUGAAUCCUGGCUGGUUGAACACAGCCUUGAGAGCUCUGAAACAGGCCGAGUGUCACCACUACGCAGGGACGGAAGUUGGUUCAUGCAGCUCCUUCAUAAUGAAACCAAGCGGCUGGAGGGGUGGUGCAAAGAGAUGGAGAGAGAGGCAGAGGAACACGACCUUUCAGAGGAGAUCCUGGGAAAGAUCCGGAGUGCGGUGGGCAGUGCUCAGCUGCUGAUGUCACAGAAGUUUCAACAGUUCUACUGGCUAUGUCAGCAGAAUCUGGACCCCAGUGCCAUGCCCAGACCCACUUCACAGGACCUGGCUGGAUUCUGGGACCUUUUGCAGCUUUCCAUUGAUGACGUCACUGCCAAGUUUGAUGAGCUGCAGCAAAUCAAAAGUAACCAUUGGCAGCUGUUGGAGAGCCCAGAGAAGAAGGAACAGAAGUGGCCACAACCUCUAUCAAAGAGGCCAGCCAAAGGUCGCGUGACCCGGGAACGAUCUCUGGACCUCCAGGACCGCCAGCGACAGGAAGCUCGAAGACGCCUCAUGGCAGCCAAACGGGCAGCUUCUUUCAGACAGAACUCAGCUACCGAGCACGCUGACAGUAUUGAGAUCUACAUCCCUGAAGCCCAGACACGACUUUGAGGUCCACGGAUUCACCCUUAGCUCUUCAUCAGCCCCUCCAUCAUUCAAUGCCUCACCCAAGUCGUCUUCUGUUAUCAGCAUGUUUGUCUCUGUCAUUGUCAUCUGGUGCCAUUCUCUUGGUUGCCCGUACUGAAGCUGCACUAGGCAAAAAUAUUUGGUAUCAGAAAUGACUUUGUGGCGCUGCCAU
Messenger RNA from Thalassophryne amazonica, 3767 nucleotides. RefSeq names its product disks large-associated protein 2-like. Bases 551 to 3580 code for a protein of 1009 amino acids. Gene Ontology annotation, biological process: signaling. The transcript has 12 exons. NCBI's taxonomy places the organism in Eukaryota, Metazoa, Chordata, Actinopteri, Batrachoidiformes, Batrachoididae. The record is from RefSeq and is a predicted model, not a curated record. Gene Ontology annotation, cellular component: postsynaptic specialization; glutamatergic synapse. Gene Ontology annotation, molecular function: molecular adaptor activity.